UAAAUUAGUUGAUAUAUUGCUCAAGAAAGGCAUUCAUUUAUUUUCACCAAAAGGUUUUAAAGCACCGCGAAAAUUUGAGAGUAAAAUAGCUAUGGCCUCUAUGGAGCCAUCAUCAAUUGCAAACGAAUCACUGCUGCAGAGCAACGAGCUAUACAAGUAUAUUUUGGAGACCACCGUAUUUCCAACGGAGCCAGCACCGUUGAAGGAAUUGAGAGAUGUCACUACUUCUAACAAUAAUAACCAUCCUUUAGACAAUGUUAGUACUACGUGUCCACUUGGUGGACAAUAUAUAGGCAUGCUCUUAAAGCUAGUGAAUGCAAAAAUGGUGAUUGAAAUUGGAGUUUCUACUGGAUACUUAACACUCUUAACUGCUCUCUCUAUUCCAAAAGAUGGCGAGAUUCUAGCCAUUAGUCCAUAUCCAAAGUCCUAUGAACUUGGUUUACCUAUCAUAAAGAAAGCAGGACUUGAGCACAAAAUCAACUUCAUUGAUUCCGAAGCGCUUCCCAUUCUUGAUCAAUUUGCCAAAGAUAAAUUAAACUUGGGAAGCUUUGAUUUUGCAAUCAUUAAUGAAGCUCAGACCAAUAAUUACAUUGAUUACUAUAAGAGAUUAGUGAAGCUAGUAAAGAUUGGAGGGUUAAUUUGUUUUAGUAACACCCUAUGCGAAGGGUAUGUGACUAAACAGGAGCAAGAAGUGCCAGAAAACAAGAGACAUUUUAGGCAACAAUGUCUCAACUUCACUAAGGAAAUAUCACAAAAUCCUCAAGUAGAAAUAUGCCAAUUACCAUUAAGCAACGGUUUUCUCGUGUGCAAGCGCCUUUACUAAAAUCCUUCGAUCAAUUUGUGGUGAUUCAAGUUUAAUUUGUUGUACUUUAAUCGUAUGAACGAGUAUUAUUUGUUUUGCAAUUGAAUAAUGAUAAUCACUAUGUAUGUUCAAGACUUGUAAUUGAAACUCAGUAUAUAGGAUUGCCCAUUAUUGUUAUCGGAUCGGUGUUUAGUUUAUAUAUAUAUAACUCUAGGUAUCAAAUGAAAAGAGGGAAGGAAAUAAAACAUUGUUGAAUAUGUUUGCCAUUAUUGUUUUAUUUUAUUUUUAUUUUUUUAAUAAUUAUUUUUUAUGCAAUUUGCAAUACGUAACAAUCUUAUUCAUUUAAUUAUUGAGAAAUUAAAUCUGUUAUCUAUUAAAUACAAUAUAUUCCGUAAUAAUUAUUAGUUGAUUGUAUAGAGACAAAAAUAAUAGACAAAAGCUAA
Chenopodium quinoa (quinoa) is the source of this 1245-nucleotide messenger RNA. Its product is annotated as probable caffeoyl-CoA O-methyltransferase At4g26220. Gene Ontology annotation, molecular function: S-adenosylmethionine-dependent methyltransferase activity; O-methyltransferase activity. The coding region runs from base 92 to 823 and encodes 243 amino acids. The record is from RefSeq and is a predicted model, not a curated record. The transcript has 6 exons. NCBI's taxonomy places the organism in Eukaryota, Viridiplantae, Streptophyta, Magnoliopsida, Caryophyllales, Amaranthaceae.